UGCAGGUAAAAAGUUACACUUCAAAACAAAAUUUAUAAACUUUCCAGUUAAAAAUGAAGCCGAAGGUGUUAUAUGAUUCCUUCUCCAUAAAUACUUCGAAUCGACAAUUAAACAUGUAUAGUUCAAUUAUAUCAAGAGGAUAUUCAAGGAACCAUCUAUAAACAGUUACACAUUUACAGAUAUACCACAAGGAUGUUGUUUGGAGCGAGUUUUGCGAGGUGUCUGGUAGGAUUCUUCUUGUUGGUCACAUUGCCGUAUAUUCAUAUAGGAAUCAUGUAUGCAAAAAUAUGGGUUCCAGACAAGAAACCUGUCUCCUAUAAUAACUGUACUUGUAGUUGUUGGGACACUGUUUUUAAAGGUUCAUAUGAAAAUCAGAAAAAAGUUGGAUACAAACACAUGUAUUUUAAUGCUACUAAACAAACUUUCAGUAUGUGGACGAUAACAAUGGCUGCAGUUUUGGCAUUUUAUGAGUUAGUCAAACACUUGUUGCGGUUAUACGUGGAAGGAAAUCUUAGAUAUUCAAUGCUUUUUCUAUUAAUACUUAGUAUUUAUCCACAGUACUUUUCUUGGUGGGUAUAUCUCAACUAUUUUAAUGAUGAUUUCUACAAACAGUUCGUCCAUCAAAUGUUUUUUACUGUGACAGAGCUGGUAUCCUUCAUGAUAAUUGUGCGCAUGUGCUCAUAUGAAAAUGAUAUUACGCCGAACCACUUGAUUGGAGUUUUGUCAAUUAACUUAGUGCACAUUGUUGUGGGUGGUUUAGAUCAGUUCUUUGAACAUUUGGUACUAAUGGACGGAAAACAAUUCAAAAGAAUACGAAGUCUUGCACUUGUUAUACCAGACGUCCUGUGUAUAGUUAUAUCAAUAAUAGAAUACAAAAGGUCACGUAGUCGAUUAAUAAGUAGGAAAGAAUCAGUCCAUGUAUUAUGCUUAACAUUUCUUUUGUUUUUACUUAUCAAACUUGUAUUGAUAUGAUGUAUGGGUGUCUUAUGACAUACUUUGACAGAUAUGAAAAUUAUAUCAAGAUAUGAAUAUUCGUUAUUAAUAA
This is a messenger RNA of Mytilus californianus (California mussel), 1045 nucleotides long. RefSeq lists its product as uncharacterized. The record is from RefSeq and is a predicted model, not a curated record. Bases 193 to 972 code for a protein of 259 amino acids. The transcript has 4 exons. NCBI's taxonomy places the organism in Eukaryota, Metazoa, Mollusca, Bivalvia, Mytilida, Mytilidae.